UUUUUGUAUUUCCACAUGCGAGAGUAGUGGAAAUGAGAAUGAAAUUCUACAGAAUCAUCCCUUCUGUUUCACAUAAAUUCACGAAAGCCGAACAUAGAGGCAUCGUUCGAAUAAGCGUUGUAGCAGUUUGUAGAGAGCCGCCGGCAGCGUUCUGAUGCUGUUUGUAAACAAUACCGACAGCAAUUCCAAUAUGGCUGAAAGUGCAUUUCAUAUGAUUGUUUCACCUGGUAUAUAUAGAGGCGCCUUGUAUAUAACUUCACUCUUGUAUGGGCUAUCAAAGAAGCAUAGUUAAUGCUCGUAUAGAACAUGGAUACUACAGGAGAUAUAUCAGUAGUGGAUGUCUACGAUCUAGCAGCGAAUAUUGGCAAAGAGUUUGAGAAAAUAAUUGAUGAAAAUGGUCCAGAUUCAGUUUCUGGUCUUAUACCAAAAGUGAUUCACAUACUAGAAUUACUCGAAACAAUCAUAAUUAGCCGAGAAAACGAGAGUUCCCUAGUGCAAGACCUAAAUGAUAAAAUUUCUCAGUUGGAAAUAGAUAAAUCGGAAAAAGCUGAGUUCAAGAAGAAAGCUGAUAAGGAAAUGGAGUCAAUUGAAGAACAAUGGAGAAUUGAGACACGUGAUUUGUUGCAGCUAAUUAGUCGUUUGCAAGCUGAAAAUCGACGAUUAACCAAAGCUCAAGUCAUCGAAGUGACGCCUCGUGAUCUCAUACAAGAUUCACAUGAUAUUUUGCAUACUUCGAGUGAUAUGCAUUGUCUAAAUUGUGAUUCCUCAACAAUUUCUCAAUUAAAACUGAAACUCAGUGAACAAAAUGAUGAUAUCAAAUCUAAAGAACGAGAACUGCUCGAUAAAUUAUCAGAAAUCAAUAAUAUGGCCAUGCAAGUAGACAGACUGAAAAAUACAGUCAGUGAAACUCGGAGGCGCCAGAAACUUAUGCAAAAUCAGAUGUUAACCCUACUCGAGGAACGAGCAGAUUUCCUUGCACAACUACAAGACCAACAACAUGAGAUAAUGACAUUGCGUAAACAGCUGGGCAUAGCGGAAAAGGAGAAUGAGGAUUUAACAAACAUGGCGAAAGAAGAUGAUCGGCCACGUUUUUCAACAGUCGAGUUGAAAGAAAUACUUGCUGAACGAAAUGAAUUGAAGAUAAGAGUCAGUGACUUAGAACAAGAUCUUCUUUCUUGCAACCAACCGGAUCCACUGAGCAAUGACAAUAUCAAAAUUGAAGAUCUUCCAGUUCAAGGACCUUUGCCGUAUGAACCAGAUGAUGCUCCAUGGAAAAAGCACUCAGAAAGUGGAGUUCGUAAGUUCUUUCGUAAGCUAUUUUCUGAUGUAGAUGCAUCAAAUUUACCUCGUCGAUCAGUAUCAACUUUGACUAAACUGGCACUAUCAUCUGGACCCCAUAGUGACAUUCCGAUAUAGAAAUGUUAGCUUCACACAAUUUUAAUAAUCGGAAGCUUCAGUCAAAGAACGAAAUAAAAUAUUUAUUCGAAACGAA
Molecule: messenger RNA, 1492 nt
Organism: Toxorhynchites rutilus septentrionalis
Lineage: Eukaryota; Metazoa; Arthropoda; Insecta; Diptera; Culicidae
Gene: Rilpl
Product: RILP-like protein homolog
Exons: 4
Coding region: 307-1416 (369 amino acids)
Molecular function (GO): protein dimerization activity
Source: RefSeq, a predicted model, not a curated record